Molecule: messenger RNA, 1842 nt
Organism: Cordyceps militaris CM01
Lineage: Eukaryota; Fungi; Ascomycota; Sordariomycetes; Hypocreales; Cordycipitaceae
Product: ferric reductase transmembrane component, putative
Exons: 3
Coding region: 1-1842 (613 amino acids)
Biological process (GO): intracellular iron ion homeostasis; iron ion transport; copper ion import
Cellular component (GO): plasma membrane
Molecular function (GO): ferric-chelate reductase activity
Source: RefSeq, a predicted model, not a curated record
AUGCACAUGGAUCACGCUGCGCCCACGGCGUGGUAUGCGCCGAUCCUGAAGCUGCCUGUUUUGCUUCACAGCUCGCGCGAUCCUGGAAAUUGCACACUGACUCCUGAGCGGUGCGCCUAUAAGACGAGAUACUGGGUAUUCUGGUACGAGGCCGACCACGUCUUUGCCCUGCCCACCGUGUACUUCUUCCUCGCCUCCAUUGCCGUCUUCGCCAUCGGCCACUUUGCCAGCGCCUGGGCGCCCGCACGCAUAACCCGGAAGUCGGCGUGGCGCCGCGCCGUCGCCGGCCUCCGCUUCUGCGCCUACAAGGCAUGGCGCGUCGCCGGCCGCCACAACUCGCAGUCCCUUGGCGCGUACCUGCUGCUCGGCGUCGGCAUCGUCUUCUUCGCGGCCAUGACUCUCGGCCCCCGACCUUACUACUGGCCCACCGACGCCAAAUACGGCAGCUCGCCGCCCAUAGCCACGCGCACCGGCUGGAUGGCGCUCGCCUGCAUGCCCUUCAUCUUGUUGUUGAGUGCAAAGGCAAACAUGAUUACAGCACUGACGGGCAUCUCGCAUGAGAAACUCAACCAGUGGCACGCUUGGGUGAGCUGGGCCAUGUUUGUGCUGGCCCUCAUCCACACCUUUCCUUUCAUCAUCUACCACCAAAACGUCACACACCAGCUACAACAGCAGUGGGUGACCGGUGGUGUGUGGCUCACAGGCGUCAUUGCCUUGGUUGCGCAGACCUGGCUCACAUUCAUGUCCAUUUCGUGGAUCCGCGCAAACAGAAACAAAUUUUACGAAUUCUUCAAGGCCACGCACUUGUUCUUCGCAGUCGUCUUCGUCAUCUUCUUCUUCAUCCACUGCGGCUUCCGACUGACGUCAUGGGACUAUUUCAUCGCGGCCGUGUCGCUGUACAUCGCCUCCUUGGUGUUUGCGUGGGUCAAGACGUACUUCGAGCUCGGCGUCCGCCACGCCGCUCAGAUUCGCUGCGACACGCCGCACUCGCUCCGCAUCGCCGUCGCCACGCAGGCCGACUGGAAGCCCGGUCAGCACGUCUUCCUCCGCUUCCUUACCUGCGGCGCCCACGCGCUGACAGCGCAUCCACUGACCGUCUGCUCCCUGCCUGAGCCAGCGCGCCUGGGCGGCGAGAUGGUAUUCUUCGUACAGCCGCGGGGCGGCCUCACAGGGCGGCUUGCCGCGCUGGCCCGCGCACAGCCGGACAAGAGCGUCCCGGUUCUGCUCGAGGGCCCGUAUGGGGGGCUGCCCAGGCGGUGGCACCAGGGCUUUGAUCGCACGCUGCUAGUGGCGGGCGGCUCGGGCUGCGGCUUCACCCUGGCCCUGAUUGAAUCGUGGCUGCGCGCGGGCGCGGCGGCCGAAAAGGGCGAGCGCCAUCUAGAGGUUGUUUUGGCGACGCGCGACCCGGAAAUGCGCAUCUGGUACAUGGAGGAGCUACAGCGCCUCGCCGAGCGCCAGUCUGUGCAGGGCAAGACGGAGCUGCCGGGCGUGUCAGUUUCCUUUUGCGAGACGCACAAUCAAGGUGCCGUGAGCAGCCCGGACCCGGGUUCGUCCUCUGGCGAUGAGGAGAAGAGAGUGGCCGUCAAGAAUGUGCAACAAACAGAUAGCUCAAGCACUGCUGCGUCGUUGUUUGGUGUUUGCUUUUCACAUGGCCGCCCCGACACCAGGGCUGCAGUCAACCGCCUGGCUUCAGUAAAUGGUGUCACUGUUGGCGUGACUGUUUGCGGUCCAGCAGGUAUGGUCCAUGAUGUUGGGGUUGCUGCUGCCGAGGCACAACUGCGCAUUGUCCGAGGUCGACCUGGCGCCGCAGAGCUAUACCUACACAAGGAAGCUUUCUCGUAA